UGGGUCUUGAUGUUUAUUCAUUUCAAAUUUUUUAUCAUUUGAUUAUUGUGUGUUAAAAUUGUAAAUUUCUUAAAUAAAUUUUUUUUUGUAAGGAUUGAAAAGCGAUGGCAAUAUCAUAAUCAUCAUAAUAAUAAUACGACGCCAUCUUUAAGAUUGCCGGUAGUAUUGAAGUGUAAUAAAAAUUAGAAUUAUAAAUCAUUGUGAUAUUUUACUUUCAUUAUGAAUGACGGAAGAUUUGACAGGGUUAAGGACGAGUUCAGAUCUAGAUCCAGGUCAAGAUCUCCUUUCCGCAAGAACUUCAAUGAACGUUCUACUUACGAAGAUGAUUUUAAAAAAAGACGUAGAGAUCAUUCUCCAAGACGAUCUAGUAGUAGCUCUGCUAAAAAUAGAGUAUUUGUGAAUAACAUCCCAUUCGAAUGUCGCUGGAUGGAAAUAAAAGAUUUAUUCAGGGAAAAAGUUGGAGAUGUUGCCUUUGUUGAAUUAUUCGAGGAUGACAGUGGAAAAUUUAAAGGCUGUGGAGUUGUAGAAUUCAAAGAUGCUGAAACAGCUUCCAAAGCAAUUGAAGUGAUGCAUAAAUAUGAAGUGCGAGGAAGACCGUUGAACGUAAAACUUGAUAGUGGAGAGAGUGAGAGGAAGCGAUCUUCAGGCCGUACUUCCGAUAGAGAAUUCAUGCGAGGUAGUGAUAAUUUUGGUGGCAAUGAUUUUAGAGAACCACAAUUCAACACAUAUGGUCUGAAUCCAGAGUUUCUAAAAUCACUUGGGAUAAAUGGACCUUUAAAUAACAAAGUUUUCAUAUCAAAUUUGGACUACAAAGUAACAGAGAAAAAAUUAGAAGAAAUAUUUAAAAUUGCUGGUAAACUUGUAAAGGUAGAACUUAAUGUCGAUAACGAGGGAAAGAGUAAAGGACAUGGCACUGCAGAAUAUGAAAAUCCUCUUGAAGCUGUGCAAGCUAUCUCAAUGUUUAAUGGUCAAAGAUUGUAUGCACGUAUCAUGAAUGUUCGUAUGGAUAAAUUUUCUGAAGAUGGUGACUUGCCUUCCAAAUUACCAACUGGUCUUCACGGAAUAGGAAAAGGUCUUGGUGUAAAUGGACAGCCUAUGCAAUUUAAUAAGAACUCUAAUCCUGUUGGAAGUUUCGGUUUUGGACUGGGUAUAUCAGGCAACGUAGCUGGUGGAAUGCCCGGUAAUGGCAUUGGUGUUGGUUCAAGUAAUAUGGGAAUGAUGUCUUCCGCUGGAAUGGGUCUCGGAGCUGGAUCGAUGGGUAUGAAUAAUUCGAUGACUGCCGAUAGAAUGAUGGGUACCUCCUCAUUAGGUAUGGGCUUGUCUAGUGCAAACAUGGUUGUUUCAUCUGCAAGUGUAGGAAGCAUGGGCUUAGGUAGCUCAUCAGGCAUGAUGUCUAGCAGCAGCGUCUUGGGACGCUCACUAGAUGGCGUGGGUCGUGACUCUUCCUAUCAAAUGAGCAAUGCAAGCAGAGGAUUUAGAGAUGCUUUUGAUAGAGGCAGCGAUUCGUUCAACAGUUCGAAUAUCUCAGAUACUAUUUUAUUAGGAAAUUUGCCAAGUACCUUCAGUUGGCAGAGUCUCAAAGACAGAUUCCGUGAUAUAGGUGAUGUGAGGUAUGCUGAGUUGAAAGGCCAAGGUAAUGCCAUAAUACGCUUCACUAAUAUGCAGGAUGCUCAACGUGCUGUCGAUCUUAUGAACGGAUAUCGAAUGGAUGGAAGAGCGAUUCAAGUUCGCUUCUAUUAAGCACGUUCCUCAUGUUGUCAUCAUUCCCAUUUUCUUCAUUUUUGGAUCAUUAUUUUUACGCAUAAGAAACACUGCUGGUGUACUUUUUAAAUAUGAAGAUCUCAACUGUAGUACUUUUAACUUUCACUCAUGUGAAUUCCUCCCAUUCUUAUCAUAUUGAGGCAUUUAGUAAUCAAUGUGUCUGCAUAUGAAGUUAAUAAGUUAUUCAGAUUGAUAUUUAAAUUAAAAUCUUUUUUUUCUGCUGACAAAAAUAUGGUGAAUCCAUAAUUGAAAUGCUGUAUAAAAUAUUGUAAUUAAAAUUCUCAAGAAAAAGUAAAUAAAUUUCUUUUGUUGGUUAAAA
Parasteatoda tepidariorum (common house spider) is the source of this 2080-nucleotide messenger RNA. Its product is annotated as myelin expression factor 2. Gene Ontology annotation, cellular component: nucleus; cytoplasm. Gene Ontology annotation, molecular function: mRNA binding. The record is from RefSeq and is a predicted model, not a curated record. NCBI's taxonomy places the organism in Eukaryota, Metazoa, Arthropoda, Arachnida, Araneae, Theridiidae.